AGGUCGCCUCGGCUCUGUGUGUUUAUGGCUCUGGUGUGUUUCUGUAACAGUUACACUUGAUCCAGUUCCCACAAGAUGCCGCGCUGGAGCUAUGCAGAGGGAGCUAGUAUUAUGGAAGCACCCCAAUCGAUACUAGAGACACGGGUCUGAUCUGAUCGAAGCAAGUACAUUACACAUUUCCGUUCCUUUCAAGCGGCAGUCUCGACGACGGCUUCGUUUUAGGCUGUGAGAUGUCUACCGAAAGCUACCUUCUGGGACACUUUGAAGCCCUUGACUGGCGUCCCUUGCAAUUUGUGGAUCUCCCAUCGACAAUAUCGUGUGACUUGUGUGCCGUCGUUCCCGGGAAGAUCCUGAGGCUGGAAUGUUACCAUUCCCUCUGUGAGGGAUGUUACCAGGGCGUUCUUCGAACCGAACGACGGUGCCCGCUCGACAAGCACGGCUUUCUUGAAAGUGAAGUGGUAAUUUUGCAAGUUAAAACGGCGCCCCUCCAAAACCUAGAAGUUCACUGCUGCAACUUCAACCAUGGAUGUAAUUUCGUCGGAUCAUUGGAACGAAUGAAAUCUCACUUCUUGGACGACUGUGAGUUUCACCCUUUAGCUUGUAAGAAGUGCUGUGUCACGGUGUUCCGUAAAGACAUCGUCAGCCAUUACAUGGAUGAGCAAUGCGGGGCUCAAAGUACGUUACGUCCGAGCGAAAAUAUUUCUAUUGACAGGAGCGUCAUCGGGAUUGGAAGACAGAUCAACGCCUCACUAUCAGAUAUAGCUCAUAGACUCUGUGCUAUGGAAGACCAUCUAAAUAGCCAUACUGUGGGGAUUGACACGACGAAAGAAUACGUCAUGAACUACGCUUCAGUGCUGCGCACGCUUCAAGAGGGACAAAGCUUGUCUUCAGUGACGAUGUCAAACGUUGUCACUGGCCUUCGUACAGUUACGGAAGCGUUGUCUUCUAUUGCAGACCAACAUAGCCACCAAGUUGUAAGUGCCGACGAUAUGAAGAACCGCGUUAGUUCCAUCGAGAAGACACUAACUGCUAUUGUACGAUUGCAAAAAGAAGUAGGUAACAAUGUCCUUAUCUUGGCAGAAGGUUGGAAACAAUGCUCCCAGGAAUUUCAAACGAUGCCGCUUUCGAACGUUGGUUUAUUCCACGUCCAGAAAGUCGAUGGACUUGAAAAGAAGGCAAGGGAGGGACAGUGGGCCCAGGCAUUCUCUGACAAUUUCCUGUUAUACGGCUAUUCUGUAAAGCUAUGCGCGAUGUUAAGGACAUCUGGUGGUAUCACACACAUAGGAGUUUACCUACAUAUCUGUCGUGGUCCGAAAGACUCCCUCUUGAAAUGGCCCUUCUUGUUGCCUUAUAUGCUCAUCUUAAUUCAUCCAACUGACGACAGAAAGAACAUUGAACAUACCAUUGAUGUCCUACACGAGUUUGCAAAGUUCCCUGAAUGUUUCAAUCGACCAGUCGAAAGUCCAAAUGAAGGCUGCGGCUGGCAUAAGUUUUGCACGCUAGAUGAUGCACUGAAUCGUGGCUUUGUUCACGAGAACUCAAUUACUGUUGGCGUUACCCUGGUGCAAAGUCGUCAAUAGCACGUGGUGAGAGCUCAUGUACCAGCCUGUAUACCUAGAUUAACAGACGUAAUUCAUAUGAUCACUACAGAAUCUUUACAACCUGAUGUAGGUGUGCGCAUUAAAGUGUCACUCCGGACCC
Molecule: messenger RNA, 1701 nt
Organism: Ornithodoros turicata
Lineage: Eukaryota; Metazoa; Arthropoda; Arachnida; Ixodida; Argasidae
Product: TNF receptor-associated factor 2-like
Exons: 1
Coding region: 231-1580 (449 amino acids)
Molecular function (GO): metal ion binding; protein binding
Source: RefSeq, a predicted model, not a curated record